Amphiprion ocellaris (clown anemonefish) is the source of this 1010-nucleotide messenger RNA. It is a transcript of the gene psmg1, whose product is annotated as proteasome (prosome, macropain) assembly chaperone 1. The coding region runs from base 87 to 929 and encodes 280 amino acids. Gene Ontology annotation, molecular function: proteasome binding. Lineage: Eukaryota; Metazoa; Chordata; Actinopteri; Pomacentridae. Gene Ontology annotation, biological process: proteasome core complex assembly. Gene Ontology annotation, cellular component: endoplasmic reticulum. The record is from RefSeq and is a predicted model, not a curated record. The transcript is spliced from 7 exons.
CUCAAAGCGGAAGCGGUGAUAACCGUCAUGGCCGCCGGUCUCGGUCUGUAGCUAAACUUUCACUUAGUUCUGGAAACACGGCGGUGAUGGCGACGUUUUUCGGGGAGGUGCUGUCGGUUUAUUCUCGGGCUGUGGAGGAAGAAGAGGAGGACGUUGACGAGGAAAACGAAGAGGAUGAAGAAAUCCGCCGAGAGCUGGAGCAGAAGAGGGAGGUUGUUCUGCACUGGAGUCCUGAAGUCUCCGAGGCGCUGAGGUCUGGAAACAAGCUGCAGUGCUCCGACUUCAUCCUGGCUGUGGGACACAACGCUGCCAGCUUCCUGUCAGCGUACGUCCUCAGCUCUGCAAACUGGGACGCAGUUGGACACGCAUCAGUGUGGAACGAGAGGAGUCGGGCUGUAACCGGGCAACACAGCGAGGAGUCGGCAUGUGUUUUCCACAGACGCAAGGACAACCCGUCAGUUUUGAUUUGCCAAGUGACCUGCUACCUUGCAGAAGACCAGCUGUUUCAAUGGACAGAAAAGGUGUUUGAAUGUCUGCAGCACAGAGAGCUGAAUGUGAUGGUGCUGUCAGACGGAUCGGUGGCUGAUUACAAGACAGCCGACUAUCUGUGCAGCAGCUCGGCUCCUUUCCUGCGUUCUCUCCACACCGGUGCUUUCAGUGAUCGGCCUGUCUGCCAGCCGCUGGAGCAGCCCAACAUCAUUACUGGACUUCCAGCUGCAGUCCUGAACCACUGCCAGGUCCACCGCGUCGCCGCCGUUGUUUACCAGUGUUACAGUGAUGUCAUCGGCCCCGACUCUGUCACCAUGGAGACCUAUAAGCUUGCGCUAACCAGGCUUGGCAGGUCCAUACAGUUGUAUCCGUCUCCCAGCACAGACGUCCUCCGCAAGUUUGCCAGAACCACCGACAUCCAGAGUAAUCUUUACAUCUAAAUCUAUCCAUGUUUCACUCUAUUUUCAUGUGGUAAAUGUUGUCAUUUUCUAAAUAAAGAUAAUAAAAUGUCAUCAUAAUGA